Molecule: messenger RNA, 942 nt
Organism: Fusarium oxysporum Fo47
Lineage: Eukaryota; Fungi; Ascomycota; Sordariomycetes; Hypocreales; Nectriaceae
Exons: 3
Coding region: 1-942 (313 amino acids)
Source: RefSeq, a predicted model, not a curated record
AUGUUCCGGUGUCUGAUUGAUAAAGGCAGCCAUCGGCAAAUAGUUGCCAUUUUGAGAAGCAUUCCGCCAGGUUGCACAAGUCUGGAGCUUGCUUUGGGAACGUCGGAUAUGAUUGAUAUCGAUGGACCUGAACUUCAUCUUUGUGAGGGUUUGCGCCCCCUCCUGCGCCGUAUGCAGCAUGUCCACAUCGAUAUGAGCUCUCUGUGUGAUGCAAUGUUUGGCAGCUGGGACUCGGAUGACUGCUUCCAUCCCAUUGUUCUGCCAAAUCUUCAGAGUCUUCAUGCUCCCUGCGUUGGCAUGCAGAACAAGACAUCAUACCCAGAAAGACACCGGCAGGAUCAGGGGUCACUCUGGAAAUCGAUCAUCACGGUUUUACAGCUAGUAAUUGAGCUACCAGAUACCGCUGAUGCAUAUAUCACCGUCUUGGGAUCCGUGGCGCCGUUGAGCUCCUACAAGCUGGACAUUUACACGACACUGUUGCGCUGUCAGAUAGGAAAAGGGCAGACUACGACUUGGGCAUUUCCCACUACCAAAUACGUAGUUAAGGGGGAGCUACAAGGUCGUAGUUGGAAGUUGCCGCUCGUCUACAUACGUUUGAACCACGAGACGUACAUGACGGGGGGGAAAUGGAUUUACACGCUAGCUGCCAGACGGCCGUGGAGAAUACUGAACACAGACGCGAGGCUGCCUGCACCUUGGAGUAGCAGUGCAGAAUGGAUGCCAGACGAGAAGCUCAAGAUCCGGGCCUGGGGGAAGUGUGCGAAGGGGAAUCUAGGUGAAGUGCCUAUGCUGCUGAAGAAUGAGGAACUCGCGGGGAUAAGGCUUAUAGAUGCGGAGGAGCGUGAGGGCUGUGAAGAGGUUUGUUUGGUGAAGACGCCGGCUGGGUUUGUCAGACCAAGCCGCUGGCACCGAGGCCAGCUUUUCAGGGCAAGUGGAGAAUAA